AGGGUGAUAUGUCGGUUUAAGAACGAGUGCAGGUACCACCAGCAACCACCGUUAGCUGCACUCACGAGUUCUGGUGCGAUACAAUGACUGCCUGCUAGUUUACCCCACGUGCAUCGCAUCGCUUGUUGGCUAUAUUCAUCCUGGUGAAGCCUACUCGCUAAACGCACCCCGAAGAAACGUGUUAAAACCACGCUCUGGUCACCAUGGUGAAUGCUACGCUUCCUCAUCUUACCCUCCAUCAAACCCCUUCCCCUAACAUCAACACUUCCCUCUACGAUACCAUGCAGAAAUUCCUUACCUUGAUCAGCACGGACCAGCUGAUCCAAGUCUUGCUACAGUGCGACAGACACAACCAAGUCUGUGACAAGUGGUUGUUGGCGAUAGUGUUCGAGUAUUUCCAGCGCUCCAAACUCCUGCAUUAUCAGUUCACCAGAGAAAAGUUCUUCAUAGCUCUAUACCUGGCAAUAGAGUUUGAGGAGGACGAGGACCGGAAGGUGAAGGAUGUUCUGUUGGACUACAUGUUACACCACGAUAACAUCUGGACAAGUAAGCGACAGUUCAUAAAGAAGAAAGACAAGUACUGGAAAAAGUUAGGUUUCCGGUGCAUGGUCACACGACAGCGACUUGAACAGAUAAUCGCUAUCGAUCCCUACCAUUCUGUCUGGCAGCGAGUCCGGAAAGAAUCCCUGGCCGGCGCUAACCGUUCCUUCACCUGCAAGCUGGAUCCUCCAUCUUUCUACAAAUUCCAAUGGUCCAUGACACCGACCCAACAACAACCACCUCCCCACCACCACCAGCAACCACAUCAGCCUCCCGUCUCUCGCGAGAUCGCACCACCUGUCUCGCGCGACAUCAUCCCUCGGAAGGUUCCCGAAGUUAUCGACCUCACAAAAGACUCACCCCCAGUUCCCAUCAAACCACACGAGCGGAAACGCACUUCCGCCGCCUACAGACAUCUUCACAGUAUCGUAACUUUAAUAGAGCGAGACAGAGGCAGAAGGAGACCACCUCACGAUAUCCUCAAGAUGAAACACGCUCAGCAGAAGCGGCUGAACGAGCUGCAAAUGCUGGAAACACUAGCCCGGACAAACAGCUUCACGGCCCUCAACAACGAGCUAGCCCAUCUAAACGUCAACCACUCCCUCUCCAACACCCAGUCCUGUAUUAAUCAGCUCCAAUACGCCAACUAUCCCUUCCUCUACAACACAGACGUGAGCGACUUCAACUUGCCUGGCCUGAUUCUUCUGCCCGACAGAAGAAUGUCAUUUCCCAUGUUCAACUUGGACCAUCUGGCGGGAAAUGGAGGAGUUCCCUCGCCUAACCUGCCCAUGGUAGUGCCGGUAGUGCCUCGAACGGAUCACUGGGUGUGAAUAAUAGGAUUCUAAUUAUAAGAUUAUUUAGUAAUUAAUUAAACAAACACUGAUUUGUUGGUCACGUGACUCAUGUUAUUGUUGUGGAAAUGUACAGGCAGGUUUGUGAAGGAGGAGAGGAGAGAUUUUUAGGUUUAAACUCGUUAAACGUCUUGAGGACAUACACAUCGUGGAGGGUUUGGUGGCGUCGUGACAUAAACAAUGACGUCAUCACAUAAACAAUGACGUCAUCAUGAACAAUGACGUCACCAAGAAUUGAUUCAUUGGUCACGUGACUGUUGUGUCGGAAAAACGUGGCGGAAUUUCAAUGUAAAUAUCGAAAAAUGCGAGGGUUCUUCUGUUCGCAUUUUUAAGGAGCGAGCAGCGUUUGGAAUUGGAUACAGAUUUGAAUUCAUUAAAUCUACAUGUUGGUUCGAAUAUUAACUUGCUUCUUUUACGUGUAAGUUAUCUAAAGAAACUCCAAGUUAUUUGCGAGAUGGAGAUAGAAAGUUAUUGAAACGUUAAAUUAAAUUUAGGUGCAGCAGGAUGCCUCUCUUAGAGGGCAAAACCUAGAUCCCAUCUGCUGUAUAUCGGUGUAGUUACUUGGAGUUUCUUAGAAAAGUUUUAUCAGAUGAUAAAAAAUAAAAAAAUAAGUUUGGCCGGUUCUGUUCAUCACUUUAUGGUAUAGUAUUAGUUUUAUAAAUAUCUUUACCGUAGAAUGGCAGUGUGUCGCUGUCACGACACUGUUCGGGCUCGAAAUUAAAGCAACUAUGUUCUCAAACAUUCCCUCAACUGAUCGUAUUCAAAACUUCCAAGUGUGGCAUAUUUCGAGCCCAAACACCAGGAGCUUAAACAUGGCCAAAUUUUGUGAUUCGCGAGUUUUGGGGUUGUCAUGGUUUUCCAGCAUCACGUCGUGUGGUCACCCUGGUCAACGUCCUGGAUUUUCACGCGAGUGUAGCAAAAUUUUGAUCAAACGGUGUUGAUUCACUUCUUUAAAUUUUUAUUUAGCUAGGAUUUAAUGAUAUUGUCUUAUGUAUUUUCGUUGCCACAGUCGCGAAGCUAUCCUAGAAAUAAAGAUAUGUAGUUAUAAUUGUUCGCAACAACGUCAUUAGUAAUCAAUGUAGAUGUCCGGCUUUAAGCCCCUUUACCUUAAGUAUAGACUGUAAGGCUUUGAGAAAAACGAUUUACAAUGUAUUUUAAAUCAUUCAAAUUUUCUCCUGCUAGCAAUAUACUCAGCUGAAGGAGAGUGAUAUGGUAUAAUAUUCGUUAAAUCGAAGGUUUUUGUAAACCUUGAAAAAAACGUGGUGUUAUGAUGUACGUCUUGUAAUAGAAUAUGGUUAUUAUAAAAAAGGAAUAAUUACUGAUUUGUAUUUCUUUUGAUAAAACGUAUUCCCGGGGGUAUAAUAUUAAUAUGAUAUAAUUGGUGAUAUUAUAUUAAACGUUUUGUAAAUCACUGGUUAAGUGGCCCUAUAAAAACCGGUUCAGUUUAUGUAAACUUGAACAAAAAAAAUGAUUUUUUUCCGUGCGAUUCAAUUUUAAUGGUGGUUUACAUGCGUUAAAAUUUGUGUUUGGAAAAAAUGAUAUUAUAUUCUCUUUCGCAGUUGGACUUGGUAGCGACGGAUUUGUUAUAAAUUAUCAUAACUAACUGCUUAAAUAUCAUAGUAAGCCCAAAUAAUAUGUGUUAGACAGUAUUUGUUAUUAACGAAGGAGUGCUAACAAGAUCGUAGUACGGUUUUAAUGAAUUAGAAUGUAAUCUGUUUUGAGAAGAGAGAAUGUCAAGAAUACAGAUUGUUUUUAUCUUGUGUAGAGUAAAAGGCUGUUUCUGAAACUUUGAAAACGAUUUAAAACAUUUCCUUGUGGUUUUAAGAAAUGGUCUUUCUUGGGUAAUUGGAAGGAGUGAUGGUUUACGUAGUUUAUCUGUCGAGACAUUGAUAAACUUUAUUAAUGGCUACGAAGUAACAUAAUCUGAAGUAUGAUCGGUUGUAUUUUGUGUGAAGUUUACUUCAGCCACAAGCGGGUCAUACCGGUUGUAUUUUAAGCACGCUACUCUAAAAUUCCCAUGUUAGUACAUAUUUUAGUGUUCGAACCUAGAGUAUUAUACAAAGAAUAGGAAAGAGGGCCAAAAUUGACAUAACAUGUGUAUGAAUGAGUGAAUGGGAGUAGCAGUUACCAAUAGUACCGAGUCUGAAGUUAUUAUUAAGGAAUGUUCUAUUUAUUUCCUGCAUAUUUUAGUUCGGCGUUUCCAACAUGACAGCCACUUACCUAAUCGCAUUAAUCAGAAUUUCCAACAUUUACCUCGAAUAAAAAUUAAAGAAAAUCACGAAGGAAACUUGUUGGGAUUCGAAAUUUGACAAACUGCUCGUCAUUUCACUUUCAGACACGUGUUAUGCCGUCAGAGUUUGAGAUCGAAUUUUGGAAUCGGUUAAAUUUUAUGAAGUCGAAAUAGCUUGUACACUGUGUUAUGAAUUGUAUUUAUAUUUCCCUUA
This is a messenger RNA of Bolinopsis microptera, 3835 nucleotides long. RefSeq lists its product as uncharacterized. Gene Ontology annotation, biological process: positive regulation of cyclin-dependent protein serine/threonine kinase activity. The record is from RefSeq and is a predicted model, not a curated record. Bases 204 to 1370 code for a protein of 388 amino acids. Gene Ontology annotation, molecular function: protein kinase binding. The transcript is spliced from 7 exons. Lineage: Eukaryota; Metazoa; Ctenophora; Tentaculata; Lobata; Bolinopsidae.